Messenger RNA from Syzygium oleosum, 3541 nucleotides. RefSeq names its product probable alpha-mannosidase At5g13980. The transcript is spliced from 29 exons. The coding region runs from base 237 to 3290 and encodes 1017 amino acids. Gene Ontology annotation, molecular function: alpha-mannosidase activity; carbohydrate binding. Lineage: Eukaryota; Viridiplantae; Streptophyta; Magnoliopsida; Myrtales; Myrtaceae. Gene Ontology annotation, biological process: mannose metabolic process. The record is from RefSeq and is a predicted model, not a curated record.
AAACAGACCUUUGCGAAGUCAGCACUGAAAACCGUACACUCCAUUGCAGAAGAGAGAGAAGCAACCUGCAGAGGCAUUUCCUCUCUCCUCCCAAAGCUCCGACACCUACAGACAAGGAAGGCUCUUGCUCCGUCGUCAUCUCUAUCCGAAGCCCUCUCCGUCGCCUGGCUUAGCUGAGAUCUCGAGCGAAGUGACCGAUUCCUCAUCGGAAUCGAACUUCGAGCUCGACGCUCCCGAUGGCGGCGGUGUGGCCGCUCGCCUUCGCGCUGGUCCUCGCCGGGAUCCUUUGCGCGGAGUCCAAGUUCAUGGUGUACAACACCUCGGCGGGGAUUGAUCAAGGGAAGCUGAACGUUCACCUGGUCGCUCACAGUCACGACGAUGUCGGCUGGUUGAAGACCAUUGACCAGUACUACGUCGGCUCCAAUAAUUCGAUCCAGGGGGCUUGUGUUCAAAAUGUCCUGGAUUCUCUAUGGCCAGCGCUCUUGGUGGAUAAGAAUCGGAAGUUCAUAUUCGCUGAACAGGCAUUUUUCCAGCGGUGGUGGAGAAAUCAAGGCGAAACAGUCCAGAAUAUUGUCAGGCAACUUGUCAAUUCUGGUCAACUGGAGCUCAUAAAUGGUGGCAUGUGCAUGCAUGAUGAAGCCGUGCCGCAUUACAUUGAUAUGAUUGAUCAGACAACUCUCGGUCAUCGUUUCAUCAAGGAGGAGUUUGGUGUGACUCCCAGAAUUGGCUGGCAGAUUGAUCCAUUUGGUCAUUCUGCGGUACAAGCUUACUUGUUAGGAGCAGAGGUUGGGUUCGACUCGUUUUUCUAUGGCCGCAUAGAUUAUCAAGACAGGGCAAAACGUAAAGAUGAGAAGAGUCUUGAAGUAAUUUGGCGAGGUUCUAAGAGCCUUGGUUCAUCUGCUCAGAUUUUUGCUGGUGCUUUCCCUGAGAAUUAUGAACCUCCAUCUGGUUUCUAUUUCGAAGUUAAUGAUGAUUCACCCAUAGUUCAGGAUGAUAUCAAUUUGUUUGACUACAAUGUCGAAGAACGUGUGAAUGCCUUUGUUGCUGCCGCAGUAGCCCAAGCAAACAUCACUCGGACAAAUCACGUUAUGUGGACUAUGGGAACAGAUUUCAAGUAUCAGUUUGCGCAUACAUGGUAUAGGAAUAUGGAUAAGCUAAUUCAUUACGUGAAUAAGGAUGGGCGUGUAAAUGCUCUUUAUUCGACCCCAUCCAUAUACACUGAUGCAAAGUAUGCAGCAAAGAAAGCAUGGCCACUCAAGACUGGAGAUUUCUUUCCGUAUGCAGAUCGUGCAAAUGCUUACUGGACGGGAUACUUUACAAGCAGAGCAGCUCUUAAACGUUAUGUUAGGAUAACGAGUGGCUACUAUUUGGCUGCAAGACAGCUGGAGUUUUUCAGGGGAAGAAGCGAUUCAGGGCAAAAUACAGAUUCGUUAGCGGAUGCAUUGGCAGUUGCUCAACAUCAUGAUGCAGUUACUGGCACAGAAAAGCAGCACGUGGCUAAUGACUAUGCCAAGCGUCUAGCCAUGGGUUACUCUGAGGCCGAAGCUGUAGUUGCAUCUUCACUGGCCUGCCUAGUGGAGUCAACGCCAUACAAAGAAUGUGGAAACCCAUCUACAAAAUUUGAACAGUGUCCACUCAUGAACAUAAGCUAUUGUCCUCCAUCAGAAGCUGAUCUCUCCAGUGGGAAAACAUUGAUCAUAGUUGCUUACAACUCGCUUGGAUGGAAGAGAGAAGAUAUUAUUCGAAUUCCUGUUAUGACGGAAGAUAUUAGUGUUCAUGAUUCUGAAGGGAAGGAGGUUACAUCUCAGUUGAUUCCUAUUACCGAUACAUUCCUCAGCUUAAGAAGCUACCAUGUCAUGGCAUACUUGGGUGAAACUACAACUGACGCACCCAAGUAUUGGCUUGUUUUUCCAGCUUCUGUACCAGCUCUUGGUUUCAGUACAUUCUUCAUCUCAAGUGCCAAAGGGACAGGUGCUAGUCCAGCUAAAUCAAAAGUAUACACCAUCGAGAGAGGCCAAAAAUCCUCUGUUGAUAUUCGUCAAGGGAAUAUUAAGCUUACGUUUUCUGCUGAGGAAGGAAGAAUUGGUUAUUAUGCUGAUAGCAAACGUUUCGUUGAGGAACAUGUUGAGCAGUCUUACAGUUUCUACUCUGCAUUUAACGGAACUAAAGAAGAUCCUCAGGCCUCUGGAGCAUACGUCUUCCGUCCAAAUACCACAAUUUCUUUGAAACCUGAAAAAAAGAAUCCUCUGACCGUCAUGCAUGGAUCCGUGAUGGAUGAAGUCCACCAGCAGAUCAAUUCAUGGAUAUAUCAGAUUACCCGUCUGAGCAAGGGAAAGGAACAUGUCGAAGUUGAGUUCAUAGUUGGACCAAUUCCAAUCGAUGAUUGGAUCGGAAAAGAAGUUGUUACCCAGAUUUCAACUUCCAUGAAGACAAAUAAGACAUUUUACACAGAUUCCAAUGGACGCGAUUUCAUUGAGAGGAUUCGUGACUAUAGAACGGAUUGGGAUCUGAAAGUGAACCAACCAGCUGCUGGAAAUUACUAUCCGAUAAAUCUUGGAAUUUUCUUUAAAGAUAAUGAGAAAGAAUUCUCUGUUUUGGUUGAUCGAUCUGUGGGAGGAUCAAGCUUAGUCGAUGGACAAAUUGAGCUAAUGCUUCAUAGGAGACUGAUCCGCGACGAUUCCAGAGGAGUGGCAGAAGCUCUGAAUGAAACAGUCUGUGCCCUUAAGGAUUGCAAGGGGCUGAUUAUUCAAGGAAAGUACUAUUUUAGAUUUGAUCCGUUAGGAGAGGGAGCUAAAUGGCGUCGAUCAUUUGGCCAGGAAAUAUAUUCUCCACUUCUCUUAGCAUUUGCUGAACAGGAUGGAGACUCCUGGAGGAAUUCUCACACGACCACCUUCUCUGGGAUAGAUUCCUCCUACACUUUGCCUGAAAAUGUUGCUAUAUUAACUCUCCAGGAACUUAAUGAUGGAAAACUUCUCCUUCGGUUAGCACAUUUGUACGAGAUUGGGGAAGACAAGGAUCUUUCUGUAAUGUCCAGUGUAGAACUGAAAAGUCUAUUCCCCGGAAGGAAGAUCGGCAAAGUGACGGAGAUGAGCCUCUCUGCUAAUCAAGAAAGGACGGAAAUGGAGAGAAAGAGACUCGUUUGGGAGGUGGAAGGCUCCAAAGGUAACGAAGGCAGGAUAUUGAGGGGAGGGCCCAUCGAUCCCACCGAAUUGGUAGUGGAGAUCGCUCCUAUGGAAAUCCGUACUUUCAUCGUUCAGUUCAAUCUACCCGAAGAGGUCUUCGAUGCCUGAAGGCCUCGAAAUUACACGGCAUCAGGUCCAGAGAAGGCUAUCCAGGCCACGCGGGAUUGUUAACUAGUCUGUCCUCCGAGCUCCGCACGCGCUGUAUUACGAGUCUUGUUGUUGUUGUUGUUGUAGUUGUAAUUCCCUAGUAUAUAAUAAUGAUGGACUGGAGUGUCUGUAAGUGGGCAUAGACAGGAGCAGAGAAUUAUGCAGUCAGGGUGAUGCAAAUCGAUGGGAAUAACAUCCCUGAGCAAUGUUCA